CCUUCAUCUCUGUUUCCAGCUUGCCACGCCAUAAGCAGAUUUUCCUCUGUCAGUUCUCUCCGCCAUGCAGCCCUACCUCCGGAGCCAGUGGACUAUGAACUGAAACCUCUACUAACUGUGAGCCAAAAUAAGCCCUUCCUGCUUUAAGUUAUGGGUGUCGGGUACUGUGUGCCUGCAAAUGAGUCCCUCGAGCGCACUUACCCUGACGGAUACAGCACAGUGAAUCUGCACACAGCCCUCUACAACCCCAGAUCGAGGAAGAGAACGUUUCCACGUUCAGCCGAGAUUCCUCGCGGUCCUGCCCCCAUCCCUCACAGGGUCAAAAUGGUUUCAAUCCCAGAAUACUACGAAGGGAAGAAUGUUCUUCUUACAGGAGCUACUGGUUUUCUAGGAAAGGUACUUCUGGAAAAGUUGCUGAGAUCUUGUCCUAAGGUGAAUUCAGUGUAUGUUUUGGUAAGGCAGAAAGCUGGACAGACACCCCAAGAGCGAAUGGAAGAAAUCCUUAGUAGCAAGCUCUUUGACAGAUUGAGAGAUGAAAAUCCAGAUUUUAGAGAGAAAAUUGUAGCAAUCAACAGUGAACUCACUCAACCUAAACUGGCUCUUAGUGAAGAAGAUAAAGAGGUCAUCGUAGAUUCUACUAAUAUUAUAUUCCAUUGUGCAGCUACAGUACGGUUUAAUGAAAAUUUAAGAGAUGCCGUUCAGUUAAAUGUGAUUGCUACACAACAGCUUAUUCUCCUUGCGCAACAAAUGAAGAAUCUGGAAGUGUUCAUGCAUGUCUCAACAGCAUAUGCCUACUGCAAUCGAAAGCAUAUUGAUGAAGUAGUGUACCCACCACCUGUAGAUCCCAAGAAGCUGAUUGAUUCUUUAGAAUGGAUGGAUGAUGACUUAGUAAAUGAUAUCACACCAAAAUUAAUAGGAGACAGACCUAAUACAUACAUAUACACGAAAGCAUUGGCAGAGUAUGUUGUACAGCAAGAAGGAGCAAAGCUAAAUGUGGCAAUUGUGAGGCCUUCAAUUGUUGGUGCCAGUUGGAAAGAACCUUUUCCUGGAUGGAUUGAUAACUUUAAUGGACCAAGUGGCCUCUUUAUUGCGGCAGGGAAAGGAAUUCUUCGAACAAUGCGUGCCUCCAAUAACGCCCUUGCAGAUCUUGUUCCUGUAGAUGUAGUUGUCAACACAAGCCUUGCAGCAGCCUGGUAUUCUGGAGUUAAUAGACCAAGAAACAUCAUGGUAUAUAACUGUACAACAGGCAGCACUAAUCCUUUCCAUUGGGGUGAAGUUGAACGUUGUAUAACUCAUUUCUUCAGGAUGAAUCCUUUUAACCAAGUAAUAAGGCACCCCAGUUUUAAGUUCUGUUCCAACAACCUGUUGUUACGUUAUUGGAAGGGUGUCAGACAUACAGUACCUGCAUUAUUGCUCGAUCUUGCUCUCAGGUUGACAGGUCAGAAACCGUGGAUGAUGAAAACAAUAACUCGUCUUCACAAAGCUAUGGUGUUUCUUGAAUAUUUCACAAGUAAUUCUUGGGGUUGGAAUACUGAUAAUGUCACUAUGUUAAUGAAUCAACUAAACCCUGAAGAUAAAAAGACCUUCAAUAUUGAUGUACGACAGUUACAUUGGGCAGAAUAUAUAGAAAACUACUGCAUGGGAACUAAGAAAUAUGUUUUGAAUGAAGAAAUGUCUGGUCUUCCUGCAGCUAGAAAGCAUUUGAACAAGUUGCGGAACAUCCGUUACGGUUUCAAUACUAUCCUUGUGAUCCUGAUCUGGCGCAUUUUUAUUGCAAGGUCACAAAUGGCAAGAAAUAUCUGGUACUUUGUGGUUAGUCUAUGUUACAAGUUUCUGUCAUACUUCAGAGCAUCCAGCACUAUGAGAUACUGAAGACCAAGAAUUUUGCAUUAGAACAUCUAUGCAUUUGGUGGUCUAAAUGCACAAAAUGUAAAAUGUACUUAAGUCAUCUUUAAGUCAUCUCACCUUUUGUCAAGACAUUAAACCAUAUUAGAUGAGUGUAUAGAGUAAAACAUGGUACAUUUUAUGUAACAUUUUAAUGUUUGUGCUCAUAAAAUCUAGUGAACAAACUUUUGUAUGGCAGUUCAAAGCUGUCUACAAGAGCCACCAAUACUAUGAUUUAACAUUUUGAUCCAUGGAAAGAAAGGAGUAGGAUAAAGACAAGAAUAGGGAAAUAGAAACAUUGACCAGCAUAACUGUGCAAUUCUGGAACAUAUUAAUUAAAAAUGCCUUAACAUAUAAUUCUAAUAUUCAGUGCAAUGGGGAGAAUUUAUUUGGACUAGCUAAGUUGGUAGAUACUUGAUUCUUAAAUGUUUGAUUUUUUUUCAUCAGUUUUAAUGGAUUUUAGUUUUAUUAAAACUAUAGCCAAACUAUUUUUACUUCAUUCUGUAAGUUAUUGAGUGGUAUCAAACAUGAAAAAUAUGUUCUCAUUUUUCUUUUUCUGAUUAAAUGCCUAGUACAUAUCAUUUUUCUAUAAGUAUAAUCAGUUGCUUUUCUAAUCAGAAGGCUAUAUAUUAAGGACCUAUUGGAUCUAAACAAGUUUGAAAAUCCGUAUCAGUAAAAGUAUGUUAGCAUCCAAAAGAGUAGGACUAAACUUUUGUUGUCCAAAUUUUGAUUGAAUAAAAAUCCUGUGAAGAUUGUGUCCAUGAAAGGAUUUCUUGAGACUUUUAUGCUCUCUUCCCUUUAUACAUAGUGUUUUAGGACUUUUAAAAGGCUCAUACUGUCUUUCAAAUGAAAUCUGAAAGUGCAUUAUUAUGGAAGAAUGUAUUUGCAGCUAGUAAUAACAUCAAGAAAAUGUCCUCAUGUGUGCAAACACAUAAUAAUUUUGACAUUGAAAGUUGAAUUCCUUCAAGAAAAAUAUAAUGCAUAAUGUGUAUAAAAUUAAAUAAAGGACUUUAUUUACAUACCACCUAAAGUAGCAAACUGUUGAAUGAGUUUGAAGAUAUCACUUAUUUUUUUCUGCAUGGGUUUUAGCUUUAGAAAGAAAUGCAUUAUAGAAACAUUACAGCAAGAAAAUUGCAUAUUUUAAUGAUACAUUCCCUGUAAAACUCAAUAAAUAGUAGUUUACUAUUUGAAGUUAAGUUUGAUUCAACAGAUCAUUCAACAUAUCACUGUUUUAAUUAAACUGAAGUUGUAAGUUAUCAGCAGUGUAUCUUGAAUAUGUUUAAAGAGGUCAAUUCACAAUAUAAAAAGUUACAUGUAACUUUCCAUACUAAUUUUCUUUGUUUAAAUGCCAUGUGUAAGAAGUUUAUUUUGUAAGUGUAAUGGAAAUCACCUUCUUACAUGCAGGUGUAUAAUCUUGAAAAGGAAAAAUGCUUCCAUGUUGAAGCUAGAUUUUCUGUAGUAAAACUUUUAAACAUUAUUUUAAAAGAAAUAUUUAUGUAAAUACGUAUAUAUUAUUUGGAAUAAUGCCGAAGUCUCUGGUUUAGGACGGUACCUUGUAAUGAGGUGUGAGUGACAUGAGAGCGUGUGAGAGUGGGAUAAGUGAUGAAGCCUUUAAGGUGGCCCAUGUAAUGUACAUUGAGCACUCCAUCUCUCCAAACACAUUUCCGUAAUGCGUUGAAGUCAUGCCACCAUUUGUAUGAUUUUUAUACUCCUGCCAGAUACCUAAAAUCAGAUGAAUUUGUGUGUUACAAAAGAAUCAGGGCACAGCUGUAGGCCUGUGAAGUACAUAGAGUUUGUUUUCUCAGCAGUGCUGCUGUUUUUUGAAUUUACAGAAAUGUUAACUAGUAGGGUGCUGAGGCUACUGCAUUAAUUUUGUGUGUCUGAGAUUCUGUUGUGGAAGGUAAAAUACAAAUUGAGUUCUAAAAUUAGUAUAAUGAUAUAUAGAUUAAUAAUCUAUACCAACUAGAUUUUGGAUUUAAGUCAAAUUGAGAGAUUCUGGAAAUUCAUUGUGCUUGUGUCAUUUGCUAGGCAAUGUUUAUAGUUCUGUGUUUUCUCCACAAAUUCAUUAUUUUACUGGACCACCUAUAAAAUAAAUUUAUUUCAUUUAAUCUGAUAAAACUGUAAUCUGAAACAUUUGGUUGUGCGUCCCCUCUCUCCUGACUCUUAGCUCUGGUACGUGUAUUUGUAAAUUGUGAUGUCAGUGUGACCUUAUUUAAAUUUACUUAGCAUCAUGAAUAUGUCCUAAAACUCGGUGCAGAGGAGAAGGCACUGUGGUUUUGGGUGUUUUGUUUGUUUGUUUCUUUCUUUCUUUUGCUUUUUAACUCCAGGAUCUCAUCAAAUAUUCUUUGAAUCUGUGUAAUAAUGCCUGGAAACGGGGAGAGAAAAGAUCUCUUUUCUCCCCUUUUUUGUGUCUGUAGGAACUUAUUUCAGAUUUAAAAUUUUUCUUUAAUGUAACCUAAUACUCUUUUAUAAGCAGUAAAUAGAAGCAUUUUCGGGUGCCUUUGUUUGUAAACCAAAAAGUAAUAAAUUAAUCUCUAUAUUUCCA
This is a messenger RNA of Cavia porcellus (domestic guinea pig), 4429 nucleotides long. It is a transcript of the gene Far1, whose product is annotated as fatty acyl-CoA reductase 1. NCBI's taxonomy places the organism in Eukaryota, Metazoa, Chordata, Mammalia, Rodentia, Caviidae. Bases 151 to 1872 code for a protein of 573 amino acids. Gene Ontology annotation, biological process: long-chain fatty-acyl-CoA metabolic process. The transcript has 13 exons. Gene Ontology annotation, cellular component: peroxisome. The record is from RefSeq and is a predicted model, not a curated record. Gene Ontology annotation, molecular function: alcohol-forming very long-chain fatty acyl-CoA reductase (NADP+) activity.